Momordica charantia (bitter melon) is the source of this 1571-nucleotide messenger RNA. RefSeq names its product QWRF motif-containing protein 2. The record is from RefSeq and is a predicted model, not a curated record. Gene Ontology annotation, biological process: spindle assembly. Gene Ontology annotation, cellular component: nuclear microtubule; cytoplasm. Gene Ontology annotation, molecular function: microtubule binding. Lineage: Eukaryota; Viridiplantae; Streptophyta; Magnoliopsida; Cucurbitales; Cucurbitaceae.
GAUUGUAUGGAUGAGCGGAAGAAGGUCGCUGGUGGAUCUGGGAACGUAGUUAGAGCGCUGCAGAGUUCUUUUGUCGAAGACAGGUCUUCAUUUGAUGGGAGACUUAGUUCUGAUUCUGUUAAUGUAGAAUUGAAGAAGGCGGCAGAGCCUCAUGCUGAAGGAACUUCAGCUAAUUGUUUAGACGUACAGUCCGACCCUCUUGCUUCUGAUUCUGAGAGUGUGUCUUCUGUUAGUAGUUCAGUGACGCAGGAGGGUGGUGCCGGAAAAGGACAGCGUGGACCUCGAGCCGUUGUGGUACCGUCGAGAGUUUGGCAAGAGACUAACAACCGGUUGCGACGGCAGCCGGAGCCGGGUUCUCCAUUAUCUAAGAACGUUGGUGCAAAAACAACAGUACCUUCGAAGGUAAAUAUUCCCAAGAAGCAUUCAAUUGAUAGUCCUGCAUCAUCUCCCCGCCAGGUUGGGAAUAACAUGGAACAGUCAUCUCCUGUUCGAGUUCCAAUCGGUCCUGCAUCGCCAAGUAAGCUUUUAGCAUCAUCCAUAUCAUCACCUUCAAAAGGAAGCCCAUCUCGUGUGAGAUGCUCACUGUCAAAUGCAUUCAGUAAUAACUGGAGCAGCACACCAUCUACUUUUAAUUUCGCCAACGAUGUUCGAAAGGGAAAAAUGGGGGAUAGCCGGAUGGUUGAUGCACAUUCAUUGAAGAUGUUGUACAAUAGGCUUUUGCAGUGGCGUUUUGUGAAUGCUAGAGCAGAUAUCACAUCUUCUGUCCAGAAUUUGAAUGCAGAGAGAAAUCUCUAUAAUGCUUGGAAUAGUAUUUCAAAAUUGCGUGAAUCUGUUGUAGCCAAAAGACACGAGUUACAAUUACUACAGCACAAACUUAAGCUGGCUUCUAUCCUCAAGUCUCAAAUGAUAUAUUUGGACGAGUUGGAUCUUCUGGAUCAAGACUUCUCCAGCUCUUUGUCAGGUGUAACAGAAGCUUUAGAAGCUAGAACUCUCCGCUUACCAGUUGAUGAUGGGGCGAAGGCGGAAGUCCAGGAUGUCAAGGAUGCAAUUUGUUCAGCAGUUGAUGUGAUGCAAGCAAUGGCACCAUCCUUAAACUUAUGGCUAUCAAAGGUUGGAGAGGUGAAUUCCGUGGUAUCAAAACUUGCAGAUGUUAAUGCACAUGAGCGUGCAUUGCUUGAACAGUGCAAUGAUCUCUUGUCUACAGUAGCAUCCAUGCAGGUUAAAGAAUCCAGCCUGAGAACUCACAUAUUGCAACUAGAGCGAAUACCAGCUUAACAGGACAGGACAGAGAACAGGUAUCUGCUGACUGUCCAUUAUUAGACCUAAGAUCUUGCAAGAGAAUUGAUCCCACCCAUUCUUUUUACUUGAAUUCAUGAAACAAGAAGCAAUAAAAGGAUUAUUGAUAGUGUCGGUCAUAGGAGCUGGAAACUGGAAGUGUUUCAUAAAUGGUAGGAAAUUGUGGUGCUCAAGUCUAGAGAGUGGAUCAAAAUUAGAUAAUAUUCAUGUACCUUCUUCUAGAGGGGGCCAGGAAAACAUUUCUUGUAAAUGUCAAAAUGAACGUGGUUCUUAUU